Messenger RNA from Ricinus communis (castor bean), 665 nucleotides. Its product is annotated as thioredoxin-like protein CXXS1. The record is from RefSeq and is a predicted model, not a curated record. The transcript is spliced from 3 exons. NCBI's taxonomy places the organism in Eukaryota, Viridiplantae, Streptophyta, Magnoliopsida, Malpighiales, Euphorbiaceae. Bases 164 to 541 code for a protein of 125 amino acids.
GUUAAUUACUUCUGUCUUGUCCUCUGGUAUCUGUAUGAAACGAGAAAAGGAAACUGUAUUGCCCGCACUCUUAUUAUAACAAUAGCAAUAGUCAAAACUCAAUAGCCAAGUGAAGAAGUAGGUAAAGAAUUAGCAGAGAAUAAGAACAAGGUAGCAAAGGGAUAUGGAGAGCCAAGACCAGCAACCUAAGUCGAGAGUUGUGAAGGUUGAUUCAGUAGAAUCCUGGGACUUUUAUGUUACUCAAGCCACCAAUCAAGGUUGCCCUAUUGUUGUGCACUUUACUGCUUCGUGGUGUAUUCCCUCGCUGGCCAUGAACCCUUUUUUCGAGGAAGUGGCCUCAGCUAAUCCAGAUGCUCUGUUUCUUACUGUCGAUGUAGAUGAUGUCAAGGAGGUAGCUGGCAAGAUGGAGGUAAAGGCGAUGCCUACAUUUGUGCUGAUGAAGAAUGGUGCGCAAGUUGACAAGGUAGUGGGAGCCAAUCCGGAGGAGAUAAGGAAAAGGAUUGAUGGUUUUGUGCAGUCAGUUCGUGUAUAUGUAGCCUAGUCGUAUAUAUAUAAAUGAAAGAUCUUCUGUAUAUUUCUCUGAAAAUGAAAAAUUAUGUGGUUAUGGUGGAACAACCCUUGAAACAGAUGCACGUCUUAAUUGGUAUUGGGUGGUUUGUGAGUGA